Messenger RNA from Hydra vulgaris (swiftwater hydra), 233 nucleotides. The record is from RefSeq and is a predicted model, not a curated record. Lineage: Eukaryota; Metazoa; Cnidaria; Hydrozoa; Anthoathecata; Hydridae.
GCAUGAAUAAUCAAUUUGCAUUGUUAUUUCAAGUAGUAUUUGACAAGCACAACGUUCAGAGUUUGUCGCUUAGUAUUUGUAUUAUUAACAAGAAGACAAAUCCAAGAAAAUGAGAUUAAUUUUCUUAACGUUGUUUGUAUGGACCAUAAUUUUUGAAGCAAAUAAAAAUUUUGUUUCAGCACAAACAGCAACUGAAACUCAAAUACAAAAAGAAGUAACUGAUCCACCAAAAU